Molecule: messenger RNA, 399 nt
Organism: Gekko japonicus
Lineage: Eukaryota; Metazoa; Chordata; Lepidosauria; Squamata; Gekkonidae
Gene: GOLT1A
Product: golgi transport 1A
Exons: 5
Coding region: 1-399 (132 amino acids)
Biological process (GO): retrograde transport, endosome to Golgi; endoplasmic reticulum to Golgi vesicle-mediated transport
Cellular component (GO): endoplasmic reticulum; membrane
Source: RefSeq, a predicted model, not a curated record
AUGAUGGAGAUCACAGAACUCCAGAAGAUUGGUGUGGGACUUGUGGGCUUUGGGGCAUUUUUCCUUCUUUUUGGAAUGCUGUUGUACAUGGACUCUGUGCUGCUCGCAUUUGGAAAUGUCCUGUUCCUGUCUGGUCUGGCCAUUAUCAUUGGACUAAAGAGGACCUUUGGCUUCUUCUUCCAAAGGCAAAAGCUUAAGGGAACAUCUUUCUUUUUGGGAGGCAUACUCAUUGUGUUGCUUAAGUGGCCUGUCCUGGGCAUGCUGCUGGAGACCUACGGCUUCAUUAACCUCUUCAGGAACUUCUUCCCAAUUGCCUUUGGAUUUCUCGGAUCAUUGGUGAAUAUCCCGUUUUUGAGCAAGCUGUUCCUGAAACUUGGAGACACCAGUUCCAUGGUAUAG